AUGUAUUCAGCAUUUUAAUAUACAUCUUAAUAUAAUAAUUUUAAUCCAUACGAAUCUAAAAGAGAUAAAGAAAUUAAAUAAGAAGAAGCAUUCGAAAUAUAAUUUUCAGAAUCUGAAUAUUAAGAAGACAACAUAUAUACUGAUCAAAAGCCAAAUGUAUAAUUAUAUAAGAAUAAAGAUGUUUAAAAGCAAGUAAAUUUUUACCAAGAAGAAGACUUUGAAAAUUUUCCAACCUAAAAAUAAUAUAAUAUAGAAAUAAACUAAUCAAAUAAAAUAUUAACAAGCAAAGAUUAAGUUUAAUAAAAAGCCAUAUAAAUAAUAUAAUAUGAUAAAAGCAAUGAUUCAUUUUUAAUAAACAACGAAGCAUUAUAAAUAUUAAAAUUAUAUGAAGAGCCCAUAUGUUUUGUUGCUAUAGCAGGUAAAUAUAGAACAGGAAAGUCAUUUUUAAUGAAUAAAUUAUUAAAUUUGAAAAAAUAAGGAGUAUUUUUUUUUUUUUUUAUAAAAAUAAAAAUAAAAAAAAAGUUUAAAGUAGAUCCUUCUACAUAAAGUUGUACUUAAGGAAUUUGGAUGUGGUCACAUCCUGUUCUUCAUAAUAAUAAGUAAAUAUUUUUUAUAGAUACUGAAGGAAGUACUAGUAUAGAAGGAAAUAAGAAAUACGAUGUGAAGAUAUUCUGUUUAGCAUUAUUAAUGUCUAGUCUUUUUAUAUAUAAUAGUGUUGGGGCAAUAGAUGAAAAAUCAAUUUAAGAAUUAUAGUUAACUACUUAAAUAUCUAAAAAUAUAUAAUGCUCGAACAAAUUAUCUGAAAACGAAUAAAUUAUAAGUCAAUAUACACCAAAAUUUAUUUGGCUUUUGAGAGAUUUUGUAUUGGAAAUUGUGGAUAAUAAAAAUAAUUAGAUAAACCCAAAUACUUAUUUAAAUAAUUGCCUUUUUGAUGAAUCUUCUGUUUCGAAAUAAACUACAACUUCUAGAAAAAUAAGAGAAGCAUUGCUUAACUUUUUCAAAUAAAGAGAAUGUAUUACUAUGGUUAGACCAGUUAAUAAUGAGGAAGAUUUAUAAAACUUAAAUAAUUUGCCAGUUGAAAAAUUAAAACCUUAAUUUGUUUAAUAACUUAAUACUUUAAAAAAUAAAAUCUUCGAAAUGGCUUAACCAAAAGAAAUAGAUGGGGUUGUGUUAAAUUCGAAUAUGUUUGCGUCUUUACUCUAGAUUUAUGUGUAAUAAAUUAAUGAAAAAGGAGGAGUACCUAAUAUUUAAAAUGCUUGGGAUAAUAUUAUGGAAAGAGAAUGUUAAAAAAGCUAUGAAGAAUGUAUUUAGGCUUAUAACGAUUAAAAAAUUAAAUUAAAUAGAAAUUCUACAGGAGAUAUUAUUCUAUAAUUUGAAAAAUUAAAAAAUUAAAUAUUAAAUAAUUUCAAAUAAAGCUGUAAAGCUAAAAAUUCGAACUUUUAUUACUAAGAAUACUUUGAAAAAUUAUAAAUAUAUAUAGAAAAUUAAGAAAGAGAGCUUAAUUAAUAUAAUGAUUAACAUGCUGAUACGUAAAUAAAUAAAU
Messenger RNA from Ichthyophthirius multifiliis, 1543 nucleotides. RefSeq lists its product as hypothetical. NCBI's taxonomy places the organism in Eukaryota, Ciliophora, Oligohymenophorea, Hymenostomatida. The record is from RefSeq and is a predicted model, not a curated record. The annotation marks the transcript as partial. The transcript has 3 exons. Gene Ontology annotation, molecular function: GTPase activity; GTP binding.